Peromyscus californicus insignis is the source of this 1621-nucleotide messenger RNA. RefSeq lists its product as uncharacterized. Gene Ontology annotation, cellular component: transcription regulator complex; nucleus. The transcript has 6 exons. Gene Ontology annotation, molecular function: DNA-binding transcription factor activity, RNA polymerase II-specific; RNA polymerase II cis-regulatory region sequence-specific DNA binding. Gene Ontology annotation, biological process: regulation of transcription by RNA polymerase II. The record is from RefSeq and is a predicted model, not a curated record. The coding region runs from base 176 to 1591 and encodes 471 amino acids. NCBI's taxonomy places the organism in Eukaryota, Metazoa, Chordata, Mammalia, Rodentia, Cricetidae.
GGAUGUGUGAGACACCCUAGUUUUUCUCAGGUGGGUUAUUCUACCUUGGAAGUGAUAAAGUCUCGGGCUCAUAUAACACCUGCCUCCUGGAAUUGGUCUGAAGAAUCGUGGAUGGAACACAGUUGGUAUCGAUGUUAUUCUGAACGUUCUGUGUUGACAGAGUUCCUCCUGCAGGAUGGAGAACUUCCUGAGGCUGCUGAGGGAGCAUGGGGACACCCCCUCUCCCCCACAAGAGCUGGUGACUCUCGCAGGCAAGCUAUGCCGGGACUUCCAACACAACCUUGUUCAAGUGCUAUCUUUGGUGGAAGCCAUUCUGGACAGCCGGCAUCGUUGGCAUCUUCUAGAAAAUGCGGAUGUGGCACUGGUGUGCACCCAGGUCCUGAUCCAGCAGGGGCAGCAGUUUUCAGCCCUCCAGAUACUAGAGGGGUGUCGGGUGCCAGGAGGCAGCAAGGAGCUGAUACAACUCUGGAAUGACAUUCACUACCACCUGACCAUGAAGAAGCUGGGUGUCACCAUGUUGAGCCCAGUGCAGAAGUUUCGCUGCAGGAAGAGGAACCCCCCACCUCUUACCCUCUGCCCUGAGGGCCCCAAGAGCCGGAACUUCCUCCCAGAGAUCCGCUGCCAACUGCAGAAAUUUGCCACAGGUGUGAGCACUUAUCCCAAGAAGGCCCAGUUGAAGGAACUGGCUUUGGAGACCGGCUUGACUCCUGAGCAAGUGUACAACUGGUUCGCCAAUUAUCGGCGACGUCAGAAGGCUUGUGUCCUGCGCAUUGAAAAUCAGGAGGCCACAUCAGAAGUCUCCAGUGCAAAUGAGAGUGGUCCUGAAGCACUGCCACUUUCAGAACACCACCACGAGUCUCCAACUGUGUCUCAGCGGUCAGGUGAGCAGCCCAAGGGCUUCUUGAGGGCUGAUUUUUAUAAGAUCUACGUGAUGUGCCAAGUUCCACAGCUUUGUCUGCCACAUUCCACAUUUCCAACAUUAGAUGGCAUCACCUCCCAACUCCUCCCUCCCAGCCCUGGCCUCUACCCACCAAAGGCACAUUGUUUGGUUAUGUUCCCCAGGUCACUCUAUGGAUGUGAGGGGUACCAGGAGGAGCUAAGUUGCCAUCCUGUCAGCCUCACCUCCUCAUGUCCUGCCCCUGGCCUCUGUUCCCUGGCUACUAGCAGCAACAUGCUUGAUUCCUCUAUGUCUGCCCCUGAGUCAAGGAUGAUGUCCCUUGCACUGUCAUCUUCCAAGGAAGUUUUCCUCUACACGGGGCAAAUGGACCAUAAAAACCAGCUGGAUUCUGGGAUGGGUCCUGAAGAUGCCACCAUGGCCAGGGCCUUUGCUACCCUUAGCAAUCCCAGCCAUGCAGGUGGGUCCACCUUGCACAAAAACGAGAUUCUGGUCUAUCCCCCACAACUACUCAUGUCCUCAGAAUUGUACAAGACAGAGGUCUUCCCUUUCAGUUUUCUAGAGGUGUCACCAGCCUCAUCUGCCAUGCCAGCACCUGUGUCAACCAUGGAGCUGUGCCAAACCUUGCCCUCCAGCCAGGUGAGACACUCUGAGGUUUGCAUGUUUCUUCUCAGAGGUAGUUAUCCUGGGCAGUGAGUAAGGAACAGAAGUAACUUGUGGGUGGAU